Messenger RNA from Owenia fusiformis, 2023 nucleotides. NCBI's taxonomy places the organism in Eukaryota, Metazoa, Annelida, Polychaeta, Sabellida, Oweniidae. The record is from the annotation of a GenBank genome assembly.
AAUCAAUCCGAUGUGAUGGAGUUGCAAUAUUGAAGAGCGGAAUUGUUCAAAUGUGCAAGCUAGCUGUAUUACAUUUUUCACAACUCUGUAUAUUGGAUAGCUGGAUGUAAAAUAAUGACGGAAAUCAUAGUGAUAACUGAAACUGAACUCUCCAUUUACUCAUAGGAAAUAGCUUUUAAUGAUCUCGAUCAAUCUUAUAUUGUCAGACACAAUACUGCAUGGGAAUAUCCGGCAAGUUUUGCUUGAUAUGCAAUAGCAAGGGAGAUUGGAAACAUAUAUGUACUAUAGUAAGCAGCAGGUACUUACCAUACAUCGAGACCAUACAUCGUGAUUAAGAUUUGACAAACAAGAAAAGGAAAUGAUAGCAAAGAGAGGCAAAGCUGGAAUUUAACCUCAACCAUCACCAGAGAUUAUCGCAUUCAGAAUGAUGUUCCCCGAGUGAUGUACAGGUAUGUGAAGACAACCAUCUGCAGAUUGGCAGCCUAGUUGGCGACCAACCAUCAACACAGGAUAUCACCAGCAUAUUAUCAAUAGUGAAGGUGAUAGAUGAACAUAUAGCAUCUUAUGGAAAAAUCUGAAUAAUUCAACAAGGCACAAAAACACGUAUACUGUACUAAGUCUGAAUGUAGGUCAAACGACAAUAACGUGUUUUAACUCACGGUGCAACAAGAUGUUAUCUCUUGCAUUGUACAUCCUGGCGGUUCUUGUUGGAUUGAUCCUCAUUUGGUUUUUUGAUCCUCAUGAGAAAGAGAAAAAUGACACUGAUUUUGUGGAAGGACGUGCAAACCGUAAAGCACGUCACGACUAUCGCCAAAGCAGUAUAUUCGCAGUCCUGGGAUUAAGUCGAGAAGAAAUCUUACAUUUUACAGCAUUCCGUGAUCACUUUCAUAGCUUUGAGGAGGUUAUUGGAGCGUGCAAGAGAGCCGGUUUGGAAAAAAGUCACCUGAUCAUUGGUGUUGAUUUUACGGCAAGUAACGAAUGGCAGGGGAGAAAAACAUUCAGUGGGAACUGCCUUCAUAAAAUUUCCGGCUCCAGAAUCUCUAAUCCAUACCAGAAAGUGAUAAGCAUAUUAGGACAAACGAUCUCCGCUUUUGACGAUGAUUCGCUCAUCCCAGCUUAUGGGUUUGGGGACGUCAUGACUCAAGACCAAGAUGUGUUCCCAUUUAAGCCAGACAGUUCCUCGUGCCAGGACUUUCAUGAAGUUUUGGAGUAUUACAAUGAUAUCGCAAGAACUGUUACCCUAGGGGGCCCUACCAAUUUUGCCCCUUUAAUCUAUCGUGCCAUGGACAUUGUGAGAGACACCGAGGAGUACCACAUUUUAGUGAUCAUUGCGGAUGGUCAGGUCACCGAAGAGGACCAUACAAUACAAGCCAUUGUAAAGGCAAGUCUUUGUGCUUUGAGUAUAAUUGUGGUCGGAGUUGGUGAUGGACCAUGGGAAAUCAUGGAAGAAUUUGACGAUCGUCUUCCAAGGCGAAAAUUUGAUAAUUUCCAGUUUAUUGAUUAUCAUAAAAUUACCCAUAAGGCUAAGAAUCCUGAGACAGCACUUGCACUUCAUGCGAUGAUGGAAAUUCCAGAUCAGUAUAAAGCAAUCAAACAAUUGGGAUAUUUACAGAAUUUGCGAGAGAACACAGACCUGGUACAUUAACAAGUGGUCUCCCCAAAGUUUCGGGUGCAAGUAGUUGCUAUUGAAAUUGUAUACUACACAAUAAAUUAGUCAAACUGAAAGUGGCACAUAUCAAAUCAUAAAAUGCCCUUUUCACAUCAAAGCUGCAAAACCUUUUUAAAGUCUUUAUAACUUAAAUUAUUGUAUUGUGGUAACCCACCAAGAAACCCAUGAUCAAAUCAUACACCAAGUUCAUUCUUGAUCUCAAUCUGCAUGUACGUAGUUGAGCAUUUUAUGUAUUCACUAUAUGCUAAUGUAACACGAUUAUGUUGUCUUGAGGUUUAUAAUCUUGCUAUUAUAUUGAUGAGGAUUCAUAUCAGAUAGCCUGAUAGUUGUUGUUUCUAUUGCCAUGGUGCAUCA